UAUAUCUGUGCCUUCUCCCCUACUUUUUUUUUCCAUCUUCUUGUCUUUUUUUACUUCUCUUCCUUUCGGCUCGUCUUGUACUCGACAAACUGGAUUACUUUAGCUAUCAACAUCAAAGGCGACGUUCUAGUGGCAAUCCAACCGUCUUACCUCCAUCACCUUUCUCCGACGGUGAAGGUGCCGAACCUAUUCAACUUCCUGCCGUCUCACUCCCAUCACCUCCUGUCGUCUCACCUGCGCCCUUUCUUUCCACAUCAUGGCCAUCGUACCUUGAUCGCAAAUGUCUGUCCAAAAACAAUUCACCUCAACGAUUGAACAUCAUGUUGGUUGACGACAAUCCCAUCAAUCUUCAAAUAUUAUCGCGCGCCCUGCGAGUGCACCUACCUGACUUGAUAAAUCACAUGGAAUUGGUGGACAGUGGUAUCAAGGCACUGAAUAUUCUUCGCGAACGCGCAUUUGAUCUGAUCCUCAUGGAUAUCGAUAUGCCAAUCAUGAACGGAAUAGAGACAGUACGCUGUAUCCGAAAUCCUUGCAGCAGCUCGGUCCUUCCGUGUAAUCGAAUCAUUCCCAUCAUCGCAGUGACUACCAAUGAUUCGCUCAAACAACGCCAAACGUACGCGGGCAUCGGCAUGAAUGGCUGCAUUAGCAAACCUUUCACACCGGCCUUGCUGAUACGAACACUGUCCAAGAUUCUUUGUUUCUAGUUAAAAAAAAAAACGCCAAUAUCACUAGCAUUGGAUCCCUUGGGUGUGGGCUCCCCCCUUGGAUAAUCUCUUUUGUUUUUCCUUCCUUCCUUCCUUUUUUUUUCCCUUUCCUUGCAUAUUGUACAUACUGCAUCUUUUCACACACUUUUUUUUUAUUAUUUCACCCCCAUCUUACCAGCAUACUCAUACCUAGUUUAUACGUAUACAAAAAGAAAUAAUUCAAUCCAUCCUUUAUAAUUACCAGAGACAAUGGAGGAUAUAUCUUUUGUAUGAUUC
Messenger RNA from Radiomyces spectabilis, 980 nucleotides. Its product is annotated as CheY-like superfamily. Bases 321 to 704 code for a protein of 127 amino acids. The record is from RefSeq and is a predicted model, not a curated record. Gene Ontology annotation, biological process: phosphorelay signal transduction system. Lineage: Eukaryota; Fungi; Mucoromycota; Mucoromycetes; Mucorales; Radiomycetaceae. The transcript has 2 exons.